AUAUUACAUAUUUUUAGCUAAGUUUGCAAAUUUCUCAUAUAUAUUUAACUCAAGUAAAAUUACAAUUGCCCCCUAGCAAGAUGGAUGCGAAGGAGAACGAGGUAAAACUCUCCGCGGAUGAGCGUCAGUUCUUUGUUGCAACUCGCAUGAGUUUGCCGCUGUUUAUGCUCUCGCGUAAUCGUCUGCGUGAGGACCAUUUGGAGAGUGUACAAAAACAGUUUAAGCUAGCAGGUGGACAUUACAAUGCGUAUUGCCAGCAAGAAAAUCGUAGAGAGGAAUUUAGUGCCGCCACCUACAAUCAUUAUAGACAUGUGACGGGCUUUGAGAAGACGCCGGCCACUCCAUAUCCUCCCAAGCGUCCGCUGCGCUCCAAUCGGGAGAUGACCACAUGGCGUGACUAUCAGCAUGCGCCGAAUCGAUAUGGCGUGCUGCCCGAGCCAUAUAAGAGCAGGAUGGGCUCCAAGGGCUCCGUCUUUGCUAAAAUGCACGUGAACAAAAGCCGACUGAGCAUCAAGCCGCCGCCGCCGAAGUUCUACGAGGUGCCAUCGGAAAUCGAGCGCUUCUUCAGGCCGGAGAACAAGCAAAAGGGCAUAUUCUUAACAAAUGCACGUGAGCGUCGUCCCUCGUCACGUCUCAUGGUAUCCGAUGCGACCAUGUGCUGGCGCAAUCCGAGCGAUCCGGGUCCCUGUGAAACCUACUACAAUCGCUUUGAGAUUCAGUCGAUCGUGUCGCCCAAGAUCAAGGAAAAGCCCGACAAUCCCCACUUGUUUCUGCGCCACUCCUGUGUGCCAACGAAGCGCAGCCGAAUCCUGCGGCCCCACAUCAGCUUCGAGCCGUGCCCGGGACGCUAUGACAUACGCUAUCCGAACGUGUGCGCCUGUGAGCGGGGCAAGAAGACGGUGCCCCGCCUGACCCUUCACAUUGAGACACAGAAGCGGUACAAGUUCCGACGCUUGCCCUACGUCAAGAUCAAAAAGCGCAAUUAUUGUGAGCCCGACUGGCGUCACGUUAUCGGCAACGGGCACAGGCGCCUCUUCAAGAUGGGCAAACACGACUUGCCCAAGCCGCAGAUGAAGAAGGUGGAGAAGAAGGGCGGCAAGAAGGCCGAGAAGCAGCUGAAGAUGUUCGCUGAUGCCAAGUACUUGAAUAUGCUGGUCAAUCCAAGGCACUUGUCGAUAUCAGUGCGCGACUUCCCGGCCCCGCCCUAUGUGCCCCGCAUCGUCUACAAUUGCAUUGCCAAGCGGGUGAUACGCAAGCAGUUGCGCAAUAAUAAGAAAAUCGCCUUUAUGAGCGGCCAGGAGCGCUGGAAGGAUGGCGUGCGUGUGCUACAGAUGACCCAGCGCCAGCUGGAGGAGCUUAAGGCGCGCCUGCCCGAGGAUCGUCGCCUCGAGGAUCAUCCGAUCAAUCUGCGCGCCUCGAAGAUGCUCAGCCGCCUGUUCAUCGUGCCCGACCGCAUGCGCACAACCUAUGUACCCAUGCUGCGGAAGCGACUCUUCAAGUUCCUGCCCAUACCGGGUGCUCGGGUGCUGGUCACCGAUAGCGAUAUACGCCCGGACUUGCCAUUCGAUCGCGACAAUCCGACGGGCAUGUACAAUGUGAAAAUAGACGAGACGAAAUUCUUUCGGGAUUCGGUGCUGCUGGAGAUGGAGCAGCAACGUCUGGGCAUCAAGGUACAGGUCGAGGAGAAGUCCUUGGAGCAGUCCAUGAGCGGCAUCAGCAUGACGGCUUCAAUGGCCUCGGGCUCGCCCAAGCCGUCGGAACAAAACGUCGCUAGAUUAAGCAAUAAUAUGGAAGCCAAUAGAUUAAGCAAUAAUAUGGAAGCCAAGCCGGCAGAGUAA
Messenger RNA from Drosophila navojoa, 1838 nucleotides. RefSeq lists its product as uncharacterized. NCBI's taxonomy places the organism in Eukaryota, Metazoa, Arthropoda, Insecta, Diptera, Drosophilidae. The record is from RefSeq and is a predicted model, not a curated record.